AUGGCAGGAUCACCUAAUGAACGCACAAUUGAGCAAGUUGCCAAUGAGCUAGUGCUUUUGGCCAAUCGUGCUGGCCCUAGCGAUUUGGUCUCGCUAAUGGCAUCCUUGCAUGCCCGAUUGAAAAUCUCAAUUCAACACCAUGGCAAGGGCAAUCGGCGUUCGUACCAAUUAACAAAGCGUGGCACAGCUGCGGUUGUUGAUCUGCCUCCUGAUCUUGCUGAAACUGUCGAAGAUGAGAAUGGCUCACGUGAUGGCGGUAUUUCUGCAGCUGGUGACACUAAUAGCAACAUGGAUGGUACUGGCGCGUCCGUUGAUGUCGAUACUUCUAUUGCUUGUGGGUCUGGUGAUGUCGAUACUUCUAUUGCUUGUGCUAGUGAGGAUACUAGUUCUGUCAAUGCAGAUAUGGAUGAUCCAAAGGCCGGCACAGCUAGCGAGCAUGUUGCCAGCCACCAACGUGAUGAUGCUGAUGUGGAAGCAAUGAACGAGAAUCCAACAAAAAGACGACGUGUUUGCGCUGCUGCUGCCAGUGGCACCAUCGCAACGUAUUCGCAAUCGGCCCUAUCUGGCACAUCAACCACGGUUACCAAGGCACGCAGGGCGAAGCCAGUGCCACGAUACGUGCUUGACGACUACCAGAAAGCUAUUUGCUUGCUUAUACCACUGGAAGAAGUUGUUGAUCUUGACAGUGAUGAGAUAAUGGAACGUUUGGAAGAUUACUUUGAGGAAUAA
This is a messenger RNA of Lichtheimia ornata, 729 nucleotides long. RefSeq lists its product as uncharacterized. Lineage: Eukaryota; Fungi; Mucoromycota; Mucoromycetes; Mucorales; Lichtheimiaceae. The transcript is spliced from 7 exons. The record is from RefSeq and is a predicted model, not a curated record. The coding region runs from base 1 to 729 and encodes 242 amino acids.